Molecule: messenger RNA, 1497 nt
Organism: Symbiodinium necroappetens
Lineage: Eukaryota; Dinophyceae; Suessiales; Symbiodiniaceae
Source: the annotation of a GenBank genome assembly
AUGUCGUCUUGCUUUCUCUUGAAGAUGCAGGGCGACAGCAUCGAGGGCAUUUACGACACCCUGAAGCAAUGUGCCUUGAUCUCCAAAUCCGCCGGGGGCAUCGGCGUGGCGAUCUCCAACAUCCGGGCCAGCGGCUCCUAUAUCCGUGGCACCAAUGGUCACAGCAAUGGCCUGGUGCCCAUGCUCAGGAACUUCAACGAAACGGCCCGGUACGUGGACCAGGGUGGAGGCAAGAGGAAAGGCUCUUUCGCUAUGUACUUGGAGCCCUGGCACGCGGAUGUCAUGGACUUCCUUGAGCUUCGAAAGAAUCACGGCAAGGAGGAGCAGCGCGCCCGUGACCUUUUCUACGGCCUCUGGAUUCCCGACCUUUUCAUGAAGCGUGUGAAGGACAAUCAGGACUGGACCCUCUUCUGCCCCAACGAGGCCUUCGACAAGUCCACGGGCAAAGGCCUCAUGGAUGUUUGGGGGGAGGAGUUCGAGACGAUGUACACGCGCCUGGAGCAAGAGGGCAAGGGCCGGAAGACCGUGAAGGUUGUGACAAAGAACCUGAACAAGGUGAUCGACCGUAACUACUAUCCAGUCCAGGCGGCCCGGAACUCGAACAUGAGGCACCGUCCCGUCGGUCUCGGCGUUCAGGGCCUUGCUGACGCCUUCCUGAUGAUGAAACUGCCCUUCGAAAGCGAGGAGGCGAAACGUCUGAAUGAGGACAUCUUUGAGACCAUCUACUUCGCGGCUUGCGAGGCUUCCUGCGAGCUUGCGGCUGCCCAGGGGCCUUAUGAGAGCUACGGCGGAAGUCCCGCCAGCAAGGGCAUUCUCCAGUUCGACAUGUGGCAGAAGACUCCCCGAAGCGGCCGAUGGGAUUGGCAGGGUCUGAAGAAGCAGAUCGCUCAGCAUGGUUUGAGGAACUCACUUCUCGUCGCCCCAAUGCCGACUGCCAGCACAGCGCAGAUCUUGGGCAACAACGAGUCGUUUGAGCCGUACACACAGAACCUCUAUGUUCGUCGGGUGCUCUCGGGUGAGUUCGUGCAGGUGAAUCGGCACCUCCUCCGUGACCUCAUCGCCCGGGAUUUGUGGACCGAGGACGUGCGACUGAAGCUCAUUGCUCACAAUGGGAGCGUCCAGGCUAUGGACUUGCCAGAGGAUAUCAAGGAUCUCUACAAGACCGUCUGGGAGAUCCGGCAGCGUGCUGUCCUGGACAUGGCGGCUGACCGCGGGGCUUACAUCGAUCAGUCACAAUCCUUGAACAUCCAUAUGGUGGACGUCACAACUGCCAAGCUCUCGUCGAUGCACUUCCACGGAUGGAACCUGGGCUUGAAGACCGGUCUCUACUACUUGAGGACGAAAGCCGCUGCAGACGCAAUCAAGUUUACCGUGGAUGUUGAAACGCUGAAGCAGCGCUCAAGCUCCGACUCUGAAGGAACGAAGGUGCAGAAGACGGCCAUCGAGCAGCUGAAAGCCGAGGGUCCAAAGUAUCAAUGCGAAAACUGCAGUGCUUGA